Stomoxys calcitrans (stable fly) is the source of this 2802-nucleotide messenger RNA. Its product is annotated as protein no-on-transient A. The transcript is spliced from 6 exons. Gene Ontology annotation, biological process: regulation of DNA-templated transcription. Lineage: Eukaryota; Metazoa; Arthropoda; Insecta; Diptera; Muscidae. The record is from RefSeq and is a predicted model, not a curated record. Gene Ontology annotation, cellular component: nucleus. The coding region runs from base 164 to 2362 and encodes 732 amino acids. Gene Ontology annotation, molecular function: RNA binding.
CACACACACAAACAACUUCCGCAAACGAACUGUCUAGCUGUGUAUCAGCAAUUUAUCUCUUUCAUUUCAUUUUCAAAUUUUGGUGAGGUAGCAAGUAGUACAAUAAUACAACAAACGCUAAUAAAACAGUGAAAAAGUGAAAAAAAGAAAUUUGUGAAAAGUGAUGAAUACUAAAGCUGCAGUAAAUGGAGGUGGCCCUUUGCCCCAAAGACCGCAGAAAAAUCAAGUAGGAGAUAAGAAUUCGGAUAAAGGAAUGGAAGGCCCCGCCGAGAAAAAGCCACGUUUUAACCAAGGUGGUCCAGCUCAGAAUAAUCAGCAGAAUCAAAAUCAGAAUAAAGGUUUUGGCAACAAGAAUAAUAAUAAUAAUCAAGGCUUUGGAAACAGGAAAAAUCGUGGAGGUGGCAAUCAAAACCAAAACGUCAACCGUGGAAAUUUCCAAAAUCAGAACAAUCAACAACAACAACAGCAGCAGCAGCAAAAGCCCGCUCAAGCACAGGCUGCUACGCCCGCUGCUAAGGAUGAGAAACCAGCAGCCGAUACAAAACCAGCUGCUAACAAUGCUCCAGCACAGCAGCAAAAUCAACAGAACCAGAAUCAACAAAAUCAGAACCAACAAAAUCAGAAUCAGAAUCAGCAAAACCAGAAUCAACAACAGAAGCCAAAUCAGCAAAACCAACAGAAUCAACAUAACCAACAAAACCAACAGAAUCAACAGAACCAACAAAAUCAGCAAAAUCAACAACAAAAUCAGCAAAAUCAACAACAAAAUCAGAUGCAGCAGCAGUUCCAGCAAAAUCAAAACAUGAAUCGCCAACAGGGUGGUGGCGGCGGCGGCGGCUUUGGUGGUGGUGGCUUUGGUGGUGACGGAAUGAUGGGAAGAGGAGGAAACCGAGAUCGUGGACAAAAACGUGAUCGCAACUUUGGCAAUCGUGACAAUCGUGACGGUGGCAAUCAAAGAGGAGGUGGCGGCGGCGGUGGUGGCGAUGGACCCCGCGGUAAUCGCAAUGACGAUUUCUUCGUUAACCAACGUUUACGCUCAAUUUGUGGACCCACACACGAGAUGGAGCCAAUCCAAACGGCCGAAGAAAGCAAGUUCUCUGGGCGCAAUCGUCUCUAUGUUGGCAACUUGACGGGCGAAGUUAGCGAGGAAGAGCUACGUGAACUCUUCAAGCCAUUUGGCGAAAUCGCUGAAGUAUUCUGCAAUUCGGAAAAGAACUUUGCAUUCCUUAAAAUGGACUUUCACGCAAAUGCUGAGCGUGCCAAGAGGGAACUUGAUGGCUCGAAUCGUAAAGGCCGCGUUUUGCGUGUUCGGUUUGCUCCAAAUGCCACCAUUUUGCGUGUUGCCAAUUUGACACCAUUUGUUUCCAAUGAAUUGCUUUACAGAGCCUUCGAAAUAUUCGGGCCCGUAGAAAGAGCAUUGGUCAAUGUCGAUGAUCGUGGCAAGUCCACUGGUGAAGGCAUUGUUGAGUUCGCAAAGAAAUCUUCGGCAAAUAUUUGCUUGCGUUAUUGCAAUGAGAAGUGCUACUUUUUAACCGCUUCUCUGCGACCAUGCGUUGUAGAGCCAUUCGAACUCAAUGAUGACAACGAUGGCCUGCCAGACAAAUCAUUGAACAAAAAAUUGGCCGAGUUCAAUCAUGAGCGCGGAAUUGGCCCCCGCUUUGCCGAACGUGGUAGCUUUGAGCAUGAAUACGGCACCAGGUGGAAGCAAUUGCAUGAAUUGUACAAGAGCAAGCAAGAAGCCUUGAAACGUGAAUUGAAAAUGGAAGAGGAGAAAUUGGAAGCUCAAAUGGAAUAUGCAAGAUAUGAGCAUGAAACAGAACUUCUCAGACAAGAAUUGCGCAAGCGUGAAUCCGACAAUGAGCGCAAGAAGAUGGAAUGGGAAAUGCGUGAAAAGCAAGCUGAAGAAAUGCGCAAGCGCGACGAGGAACAAGUGCGCCGUCAACAAACUGAAAUGCAGUCGCGCAUGAUGCGCCAAGAAGAAGAGAUGCGUCGCCGCCAACAAGAAAACACAUUGUUCAUGCAAGCCCAGCAAUUGAACUCAUUGCUGGACCAGCAAGAGGGCGGUUUCAGUGGCAACUGCAAUAACUUUGAUGGCUUUGGAAACAAUCCAAAUCCAUUUGAUUUCAGAGGCAAUAACAAUGGUGGCGGUAACGGCCCCAAUGGUCCCAAUGGCCCCAGCGGCCCUAGCGGCGCUAACGGUCCCAAUGGGCCAAAUAAUCCCCAGGAUUUCGGAUUUGAAUUUGGUGGUAACCAAAAUCAACCAAGUGGUGGAGAUAAUGGAAAUCGCGGCGGCGGUGGACCCCAACGCGGUGGAAACAGUGGUGGAAACAACAAUCCAUGGGAACGCAGAAGACGUUUCUGAGAUGAAACUAACGAUGAUUCACAAAUAUUGAUCAAUAACUAAAAAUAUUGCAACGCAUAAAACACAUUUGAUCUUCAAAUUAGAGAAAAAGAGAGGCACAUACAUACAUACAUACAUACAUGUAUAUCGUCGGUGUAUUUGUGAUGAAAACAUUCAUUCAUCUGUUCUGAUCUGCAAGCAAAGUAGAUUUAGUUUUAAGUUUAAAAAGGCAAACAUGUUUCGACUUGCAUCAAAGUUAAUUCUUAGUACCUAUCUACCUACUUAAUUGAAAUUAACAAAUUGAGCCCAACUCUUGCACACGCUGUUUGUUGGUGAUGGUACCUCCUUGUAAGAUUGUGCUUCUUCCCUGCCCGCCCUGCACAUGCAAAAAUUACAUGGCGCAACAUCAAUGCUUUUCAAUACGUCUUUCUCAGUAUCCAUCAAACUCAGUAUCAAAAACA